This is a messenger RNA of Durusdinium trenchii, 1607 nucleotides long. Lineage: Eukaryota; Dinophyceae; Suessiales; Symbiodiniaceae. The record is from the annotation of a GenBank genome assembly.
CGGACGAUGUCGCUGUGAGUGCCGCAGCCUCGAUCUCGAAUCGAAGGCGAAUGGCACUCCAGGCGCCCUGUGCCAUGGGAAAGCGUGAGGGACGACAUCGGAAGAGGCGCGCUAUUCCUUACGGCCUCACGGUAGUGGUGCUUUGCACCGUAUGCGUCGUGUGCUUUGCACUGCCAAGUGUGCACGAAGCCCACGUGCGUCAGAUACCUCGGCCGACAGCUGCUUUGCUGUCAGCUUUGGAGCAAGGUGACGAACAGUUGGCCCUGCAUUUGCUGAAUGAUUUCAAUCGUUCCGGGAGCUCGUUCCCGCAGCAUCGCUCCCGUCGCAGAGACUGCACUCCACUGAUGUUAGCUGCUGGUGCAGCUGGCCGCUGCUGGCCCCGCCUGGUGGAGCGGAUUUUGGACUUUGGCCUUGGGAUUCAGGCGGCGGACGUCGCGGCCGUGAGCCGUAGCGGGCGGAGCGCUGCGGACUACGCGGAGCUGGCGGGGGAAGGGGACUUGGGCGCCAGGCUGAGGAAGUUGGCCGAAAGGGAACUCAAGGAAACAGCUAAACAAAGAUGUCCAUGUUGUGGAGCUCCUGUUGGGAGGAGACCAAGGAUUGCGUCUUUAGCCGACAGGUAUAGAGCAGGCCAACAUCAAAAUCCCUUGUUGCAAGAGUUCUUUCGAAAGAAUGCGACCUGGGCCUCUCUCAUGAGGCCUGAGUUCCACACUUUCCACAAGUCAAGAAGCUUCCACAAAGAGCUAUCUGAAUCUCUUUGCAUUCUUGCAGAGAUAGAGAAGGCAUGCCCUAGUGUUCUGCAUGAUAACUGGCAUCUGAUCGACCUAUGCUGUGGCAAGUCGCUCACCAGCGCUAUUGUGUCAUCGCAAGCUCCAAACUUGUCGAUUUCAGCUGUUGACUAUGUGAGCCCAGAUGGAAUUCCUCACUACGCUGCUGCAGGCAUCCGGACAGUUUCAUACCUUCAGCAAGACUUGCUGGACAAUGGUGCUUUGCAGGUAUUGAGGGAAAGGAUUGAUGAAGUUGGCUACCCCACCAUUGUAGUUGGUCUCCACUUGUGUGGCAAUCUCAGCGUAUUUGCAGUUGAACUCUUUGAGCGUUUGGAUACACUUCGAACUUGUAUCCUCGUUCCAUGCUGUUUGCCACAUCUACGAGAUGCACCCAACACCCUGAAGCAUUUGUAUCGACGCUCUGUACCAGACGAGCAACAGUACAUGGAAUGGGCCAGUUAUUUGGAGGCUCGUUUAGCUGCAAUUCCAAAGGUCACCGUCAGCAAGACCUUCGCACCCCAUAUGAAAUCUAAGAAGCGGCUCAUCUUGACUGCCAUGAAGCAUCAUGAAUCAUGAAGCAUCAUGAAGCACUGACGCAGUAAGGACAUCACUUCGACUUGAGCUGCAAGUCUUUGCAUUCGACUCAUCGCUCGAAUCCGGAGAAGACUGAGCAGACAUCGGUCCGGGGAUCGACGAGUCUGGGGUCUUUAGAGCCAAACGGACCUCUCAAAAGCACUGGUCCCUCUCAAAGGCAGAGGCACUGGAGAUUAACGAUUAGAUUUGUGAGCCAAACGGACUCAAAGCAUCAUUGUUGCUUUCGUAUUUUGCAUUGCUGAUGUUCUC